Molecule: messenger RNA, 2575 nt
Organism: Venturia canescens
Lineage: Eukaryota; Metazoa; Arthropoda; Insecta; Hymenoptera; Ichneumonidae
Exons: 6
Coding region: 43-1860 (605 amino acids)
Source: RefSeq, a predicted model, not a curated record
GUGACCGUGUUAUUCCGAGAGUCUAUAUCGCGAACUUCCACCAUGAAGCUGGCAGUGCUACUGCUAACGCUGGCCGUGAGCUGGACAAGUGCGAAAAGUGGAAACGCAGAAUCGUCGAACGAGGAUUUAAUGAAACGUGCUGCAUCACAAUUGGAAAGGUUAUCGACGUUCCGAAGGCCGAGGGAGCCUCAAAAAACGCAGUCGGAAAUUCCUGCGGAUGUGAACGAGUCGCAGACAAGUCGAAGCGAAGAUCAGAUCCAAGAGGAAAUCGACGAGGCUCAGAAUAGAAUCGACGACUUACGAGCAUCGGCAUCAGCGGUUCUUCAGGAUCCUAGGUACGCUGCAAUUAUGCAAGACAGAAUAAAGAGAUCAUUUAUUUCUGGAUUUGCGAAUAAGCUGAUCGGCGGGGCGGUCGGUGCAGUGAGUGGCUUAUCACGCGGUGUUUCGGGACUUUCUUCGUCCAAUACACCGAGCGAGUACGGAUCGUAUGGUCAUUCGUAUCAAAGUCAGUUCAGUAUCUGGGACUUUAAGAAAGCUAUUAUCAACACCCUGAUACAAGCGAUCAAGGCAAUUGGUGGAGGUGCAAUCGCUGGCGGCGGUGCACUCGUCAAAGGGAGUGGAUACCUCGUUUCGGCGAAAGGCCGGUUCAUAAGUUCGGCCGGAGAUGCAAUAACUUCGUUGGGUAAAGCAUUGGCGAGUAGUGCUAUAAUUGCUUCAUCCAAACCAGUUUAUGGUCCUCCUGGGUAUUCAUAUGGUCACCCACCUAAUAACUACCUUCCCGCUGCAGCAGACCACGCUUACGAUGGUCCGCUCCCUAACGAAGACGUUUACGCCGGUUCCGGCAAUGCAUACAAUGCUGAUCACUCCAGUUACGCCGCUCCUUCGAACGACGACAGCGGAGACAACGACCCUGGUUUGCUGAUCGUGAAGGACACAAAACCAGAACACGCUAACGAAGAGGAACACGCCCCACCCUCAGCAGGCCAGGACAAUUCAAACUUGGCAGCCCUCGAAGAGAGCUUUGGUGGGCCACCAAAGGGCCCAUCGACGAUAACCAAACUAAUAGGAGUAUUAAAUUCGGGUCAACCAACCGUUGCUAAUCAAAUCCAUCACGAGGAACAGAUUAAUUAUUAUCCUGAGCACAAAGAUCAAGAACCACCGAAGAGUGGGCCAGCGCUAGAGUCUAAUUACGAGACUCCUCAUCAUCAGAGUAACCAAGUAAACGUUGACAAUCAAAAUUAUUAUGAUUACCAGCAGAACGGUCAAAUUUACGAUUCGUAUGGAAUGAAAUUGGAAACUUCAUCGCCUCAAUUGAGUACGCAUACGGAAGUACAUCACGGAAAUCAAGACAACCAUCAAUCGUUAGCCCUUCAGAUCCAAGGCAUUUUGAAUCCGCAUUUAGAAGUACCAAAAAUCAACAAUCCAGACACCUUCAAGGAUACGACGAACUUUAUCGAUAAUAAUCAUGACGGAAAUCAACAGCACCUGGAACCACUGAACAUUCCUAAUAUUGAUUAUCACACCAAUCAUAUUGACCAUCAACCCAUUGAAAUGAUCGAUUAUUACGGCCUGCCGAAUUAUUCCGGCGGAGCUCAUGUCAUCAACGCAAUGAGUGCUCAGUCCGCAGGCAUUCCUCUGCCACUGCCAGUCCUGCCAAACGCCUAUCCGCUCAACAACCCCACUGGCUUCGGACACCAUCUCCAUCACCCACCACCAGGAGCAACCACCCUUGGUGUUUGGAAAAGAAUGAACCGAAGAGCCAGCAGUUUGGCGAAAAGAAUGGCCCUCAGUAACAAUGGACUGCACAUACAACGAUCGGUUGGUUACAGGCUGCUCAACGGAAAACUUAUGAGGAUAUAGACUGACCAGUAAUGAGCACAAAGAAAACAAAACGAACAUUGUAUUUCUAUCGCGAAGUGGUCAUAUCGUACACGUAUUACCAUCCGUAUCCCAUGCCUUAUCGCAAGAUACGAGGGUACAGGUUUCGUCACUGAAUAUCGAUCGGCGAGCUCGUCUCGAGGAUGACGAAAAAGAGUGCAAUGAGGAAAACGUGGUCGAGGAACGAAUUUUCGAUGAUCAUCCACUUUGAGCAUCGGUUUUGAUCAGUGGAUGAAAAGGACGAUCGAUAAUGUGAAUCCGUCAUCGAGAUAUUGCGACCUCGCGACGUAAUAUCGAGGAAACUUUCCGGAUUUUAAUCUCAGGAUGUUUCGUCGAGGAAUUCUUCGAGAUAAGAGUCAAUUGAUAGAUGACGAUGACAAAUACUCAAUUUGAACUUUAGUCAAGGGUGCAAAGCGAAAAAUUCGUCAAUUCGAAUUUCGUUGCAAAUUGCGUGUGAAGAAAAUCUUUCGGGAAAACGAUUUAAUGAUUAUUAGUAUCGAGCUUAAAAACUUGGGCAAAUGUUUUGUGAAUUUAUUUACAAACAUUCAUAUGUAUAAAGUCGAUUUAAUUUAUACAUAGGCUAUUAAUUUUAAUGUGUGACUACGUCGUUACUGUAAUUUUUUAAAAUACGUGACUUGUAUAAAUAGCUGUGUAACAUUAUCUUCGUUUUAGUGAGUAAAUACUCCAGUCCUAAGUA